This is a messenger RNA of Echinops telfairi (small Madagascar hedgehog), 2466 nucleotides long. It is a transcript of the gene DTNB, whose product is annotated as dystrobrevin beta. Gene Ontology annotation, biological process: synaptic signaling. The record is from RefSeq and is a predicted model, not a curated record. The transcript has 17 exons. Gene Ontology annotation, molecular function: zinc ion binding. Gene Ontology annotation, cellular component: plasma membrane; synapse. Lineage: Eukaryota; Metazoa; Chordata; Mammalia; Afrosoricida; Tenrecidae. Bases 2 to 1837 code for a protein of 611 amino acids.
GAUGAUUGAGGAAAGUGGGAAUAAGCGGAAGACCAUGGCCGAGAAGAGGCAGCUGUUCAUAGAAAUGCGUGCUCAGAAUUUUGAUGUCAUACGACUUUCAACCUACAGAACAGCUUGCAAAUUACGAUUUGUACAAAAACGAUGCAACCUUCAUCUUGUUGAUAUCUGGAACAUGAUUGAAGCUUUCCGAGAUAAUGGCCUUAAUACACUGGACCAUAACACCGAGAUCAGUGUGUCCCGCCUUGAAACUAUCAUCUCAUCCAUCUACUACCAGCUGAACAAACGCCUCCCUUCUACACACCAGAUUAGUGUGGAACAAUCCAUCAGCCUCCUCCUCAACUUUAUGAUUGCUGCGUAUGACAGUGAGGGCCAGGGCAAGUUGACGGUUUUCUCAGUGAAGGCUAUGUUAGCAACCAUGUGUGGUGGGAAAAUGCUGGACAAAUUGAGAUAUGUUUUCUCCCAGAUGUCAGAUUCCAAUGGCUUAAUGAUACUUAGCAAGUUUGACCAGUUUCUGAAGGAAGCUUUGAAGCUCCCCACAGCUGUCUUUGAAGGACCAUCUUUUGGUUACACCGAGCACUCCGUCCGUACCUGUUUCCCACAGCAGAAAAAGAUAAUGCUGAAUAUGUUUUUAGACACAAUGAUGGCUGAUCCUCCUCCCCAGUGCCUUGUCUGGCUGUCUCUCAUGCACAGGCUUGCCCAUGUUGAGAAUGUCUUCCAUCCUGUGGAGUGUUCCUACUGCCGGUGUGAGAGCAUGAUGGGCUUCCGGUACCGAUGCCAGCAGUGCCACAACUACCAGCUCUGCCAAAACUGCUUUUGGCGCGGCCAUGCCGGUGGCCCUCACAGCAACCAACACCAGAUGAAGGAGCAUUCCUCUUGGAAAUCCCCUGCAAAGAAGCUGAGCCAUGCAAUUAGUAAGUCACUGGGGUGCGUCCCCACCAGAGAACCCCCGCAUCCUGUUUUUCCUGAGCAACCAGAGAAACCACUUGACCUUGCACAUAUAGUUCCUCCUCGACCUCUGACUAACAUGAAUGACACCAUGGUUAGCCACAUGUCCUCGGGAGUGCCCACCCCCACCAAGAGGUUACUCUGUAGCCAGGAAAUCCCCAGUCACUUGGCCGACGAGCAUGCGCUGAUAGCCUCCUAUGUGGCCCGCCUGCAGCACUGUGCACGCGUCCUGGACAGUCCUGGCCGCCUGGACGAGGAGCACCGGCUUAUUGCUCGCUAUGCCGCCCGGCUGGCCGCAGAGGCAGGAAGCACGCCCCGCCCUCCCACGGAUUUGAGCUUUAACUUUGAUGCCAACAAACAACAAAGACAGCUUAUUGCAGAACUGGAAAACAAGAACAGAGAAAUCCUGCAGGAGAUUCAGCGUUUACGUCUGGAGCAUGAGCAGGCCUCGCAACCCACCCCCGAGAAGGCCCAGCAGAACCCCACGUUGCUGGCCGAGCUGCGGCUGCUAAGGCAAAGGAAGGACGAACUGGAGCAGAGAAUGUCGGCGCUACAGGAGAGCAGGAGGGAGUUGAUGGUCCAACUAGAAGGACUGAUGAAGUUACUGAAGGAGGAAGAACAAAAACAGGCAGCGCAGGCCACAGGAUCGCCACACACGUCCCCCACUCACGGAGGCAGCCGUGCCAUGCCCAUGCCUGUGCGCUCCACAUCUGCUGGCUCCACCCCUACCCACUGCCCCCAGGAUGCUCUGAGUGGGCUGGGGGGAGACGUGCAAGAGGCCUUUGCACAAGUGAUUAGAUGUUCACGUCCAGGGUACAGAAGUCCAGGGCCGGCCCCUCCUCACAAGAUGGGCGGGUGUCCGGGGAAAGGUCUGCAGGUUGCACGUGUGUGAAGAGGGCCUGUGGGCUGGCUGGCUGGGUGGGGGCUGUGCUCUUUGGUGUGGGUCGUAGGGAAUGCCUUGUCCUUCUUGGCUUUGCCUCCUCCGGAGGAAUUGGGUGGGGGAAUUCUCAGGGUCAUGUGCCUGAUCUGGAAGGCCUUUGAGAAGAACGGCCCUCUCCGCAGGCCCUCAUUGAAGGCGCAUUCUGCGUGGCAUCGCCACAGUCACCUGAAGAGCUAGUGACCAGAAAUUGGGUGGGAAGGAGAAAGUGGUUAAGAAGCGAGUCUUGCUGGGGCUGUAGACAAAGGCGGGUGGGGCAGGGUCCUCUUGGAGACUGUAGUCCUGCGUAAGGCUGAGAAAUAGCUCGUGUCAUGCUGACUCUGGAGCCCACAUAGUCUCUUCUGGUUGUCUGUGGUGGCUAAGAAGAACGCAGAUGACAGGAUCCUGCUCCGCGGGUGGAGAAGACGGACAGAGGGAGGGGGAGGAGUGGGCUUGGGUGCCGAGGAGCAGGUGGGAGCAGCCCGGCCCACCCUUCGUCUCUCGUAGGUACUCAGCACCUCUGUCCAGUUGCCUGGCAGAACAGAGGCUUUGACUCACCUGUCUCCCCUCUGCCCCCACCCUCCCCGGCCUCGCCAUCUCCUCGG